GUUUAAGGUCCUAACACAUAAACAAAUGUUUUGCGAGAUUGAUGACGAGGAAGGAUUUGUAUCAAUAGACUUGGAAGAUGAAUUUGAAGAAUGUGAUAUUUGUCACCAGGUUACCGAUGAGAAAAUUGUUAAUGUUAUUUUAAGUGAUGAGUUUACGCAAUUUGAAGGUUCCCAUGAAAAACACUGCGGCACACUAACAAAAGCCCAUCAGAUAUGUUUAAACAAAUGGGCAGAUAUAAUUCAAAGGAAUUUAGACUACUCCAAAAGAAAUAACAGUCCUAAUAUAAGAGAAAGAACAAUUUUGCAUCAAAAGACAGAGAAUCAUAUUAAGAAUGAGAAUCUAAUUGAACCAAACACUUUUAUGGAGCAUGUUAAUGUUGAUGAUGUCUUUGAAUCGUCUCAAGAUUUACGUGAAGUAUCUUACAAACCUAAAAGUAAGGAGCAACUGUCAGCUAUGGGUAGCGCUGAUUUGAAAGACUUGCUGUCGCAGUUGGAUAAAAUAGCUACUGAAACAUCCUACACGCUGGUGAAAGAGCUUCAAAUUCGUGACAGGUUACAUCAAGAAAUAUCCGGACAAAAAUCACUCAUAGCGCAGCUUGUAAAAAUGGAGAAAAAAGACAUGACUGCAGUGUCUUCGAAAUGUCAUACGACAACGUAGCAUCUGUACCAUUUACCUCAACGGAAUGAAUUUUAAAAAUGAAAAAAACAACAUUUACAGCAGUCAGCAGUUCAGGAUUUCACGCAAAAACGCGAUGUAAGUCAAGUGCGUUCACGAAAUAUUGCACUGCAUACCAUUCUAUACCACGCGAAUAAUCUCUGUUCAAACAUUCUCAUACCAAGAUACGCCAUACAACUACAAAGAAUGUGGAUGGAGCGUGUAUUUUUUUUGUGAAAAAUGAAUCAUGAAAAUAUGGUUGAGUAUAAAAUUAUUUUUAACAUUUGGCUUUUCAUCAAAUUCUUAAUUAGUAAGGUUUUUGGAAAUAUCGAAUCGCACUGUAAGGUUGUUAUUAUCAAGAAGUCAUGGAGACGAAGUUGUUUAAUACGUCAUUGGUGUUUUUUAUUUGUAAAUAUUACAUUUUAUGAAAGUUUUUAUAUUUUGCAAUGUUUGUUAUUGCAGACGUUAUAUUGAAAAGUUUCUAAAUCCGUUUCUCAAACAAGGAUUAGUCCAAAUUUACUUUGUUAUAAAGGUUGUGUUACACCAGAGGUUUAUUUUGUUGUUUUUAAACGCAAGGGUGGCAGGUGGGUGGUGGUGUGGUGCUUUUUAUGUUAUAUUUUAGGUAAUUUAAAGUGUUAGUCGUGGAUUUCUAGUAA
This is a messenger RNA of Hydractinia symbiolongicarpus, 1311 nucleotides long. RefSeq lists its product as uncharacterized. The transcript has 4 exons. NCBI's taxonomy places the organism in Eukaryota, Metazoa, Cnidaria, Hydrozoa, Anthoathecata, Hydractiniidae. The coding region runs from base 26 to 658 and encodes 210 amino acids. The record is from RefSeq and is a predicted model, not a curated record.